This is a messenger RNA of Momordica charantia (bitter melon), 628 nucleotides long. Its product is annotated as SAUR-like auxin-responsive protein family. Gene Ontology annotation, biological process: response to auxin. The record is from RefSeq and is a predicted model, not a curated record. Lineage: Eukaryota; Viridiplantae; Streptophyta; Magnoliopsida; Cucurbitales; Cucurbitaceae.
AAACAGCAUAAAUACCCCUCUUCUUUCCCACAUCCAGAAUCCAUUAUUCCAUAACAUAACAUAACCGCUCUAUCUCUCUCGCUAUUUCUUCUUCUUUUUGUUAGCAAAGCCAUAAUUAAAUUAAGCAGAAGGGGGGGAUCCGAAUGGGGAUGAGAAAGUCGACGAAAGCGCCACAGACGGCGCCGGCGGUGCUGAAGCAGAUCCUGAAGCGGUGCUCCAGCCUGGGGAGGAAGCAGCAGCACUACGACGACGUCCCCAAAGGCCAUUUCGUGGUGUACGUUGGCCAAAACCGAACCAGAUACGUUGUCCCCAUCACAUUCCUAAACUACCCUCAGUUCCAAAUCUUACUCCAGCAGGCCGCUGACGAGUUCGGCUUCGACCACGACAUGGGCCUCACCAUUCCCUGCGACGACCACUUCUUUCAGUCCCUCACCUCAUCCCUCACGUAGAUCACAAUCUCAAUCUCAAUCCAUCAUCAUCCUCUUCUUCUUUUGAGUUAAUUAUGUAAUUAAUUAGUUUGGGGAAAUGGAAAUUUGACUACUCAGAGUCAGAGUGGAGAACAGAACAGAGCAUGCUUUUGCUUCUCCCCUGUCUCUGCUUUUUAAGCACUAAUUUAGUCGCUGAUUUU